Messenger RNA from Microtus ochrogaster (prairie vole), 851 nucleotides. RefSeq names its product killer cell lectin-like receptor subfamily B member 1A. The record is from RefSeq and is a predicted model, not a curated record. Gene Ontology annotation, cellular component: cell surface; plasma membrane. Lineage: Eukaryota; Metazoa; Chordata; Mammalia; Rodentia; Cricetidae. Gene Ontology annotation, biological process: regulation of natural killer cell mediated cytotoxicity. Gene Ontology annotation, molecular function: signaling receptor activity.
GCAGAGAAACGCUCACAUCCGCAGCCCACCCUCUACUUGAACCCCGUUGUCCACGUUAAUCCAAACCACCUUUAACUUUCAUCCCGGAUGUACUCAACUGACUUAAGCAGUAACCAGGUGUUUAACUUCACAGAUGGCUGCCGGUGCCCACGUUCCCACAGGUUGGCUCUGAAACUCUGUUGUGCUGGGCUCGUCCUUCUUCUCCUGACCGUGGUUGGACUGAGUGUUUUAGUGCGAGUCUUAAUACAAAGGCCAUCCGUAGAAAAAUGCAGAGAGUAUAUUCAAGAGAGCAUAACUGAACUAACAGGGAAUCCAGGUAAGCUACAGUGCCCAAAAGACUGGCUUCUACACCGUGAGAAAUGCAUAUGUUUUUCUCGAGAUUCUAAUAUUUGGAAAGAAGGUCUAUCUGACUGCGCUAGAAAAGGAGCCACUUUGCUACUCAUUCAAGACCAAGAAGAACUGAGAUUCGUAAAGAACUCGAUAAAGGAAAGAGGCAAUUCAUUUUGGAUUGGACUAAAUUACUCAUUGCCAGACAAGAACUGGAGAUGGAUAAACGGCUCCACUUUAAGUUCUGAUGUAUUACAAAUUACUGGUGAAGCUAAAAUAAACAGCUGUGCCUCCAUCUCAAAAGACAAAGUGGUUUCUGAGGACUGUGCUUCAGACUACUAUUGGAUCUGCCAGAAGGAACCAAAAGUCUCUGAAACCAGGUGUAAUGACUCCUGAUAGUCAAUCUCACUUGGAUUACUUUAUUAUACAGAUCUCCACACUCACUCUGUCUAGGCUGUCAGCCCAAACAGUGUACAGUUGGUGACACAAAGCAUGGAUUCUAAAACCACUGUGACUCCUACAGA